AUGACUGAACCUACCGGUACUGGAGCUAACCGCAUCGACUUGCGUGUGGGUGGUAAAUAUCGCUUAGGAAAGAAAAUCGGCUCCGGCUCUUUCGGUGAUAUCUAUCUGGGCAUUAACAUCAUCUCCGGCGAAGAGGUUGCCAUCAAACUCGAAUCUGUCAAGGCGAAGCAUCCUCAGCUCGAGUAUGAGUCUAAAGUCUACAAGACUCUUGCUGGAGGUGUCGGUGUACCGUUUGUGAGGUGGUUCGGUACCGAAUGUGACUAUAAUGCCAUGGUUUUGGACCUCCUGGGCCCCUCCCUUGAGGAUCUCUUCAACUUCUGCAACAGGAAGUUCUCCCUUAAGACCGUCUUAUUGCUCGCUGAUCAAUUGAUCUCUCGUGUCGAGUAUGUCCACUCUCGCAACUUUAUCCAUCGUGAUAUCAAGCCCGACAACUUCUUGAUGGGUAUUGGCAAACGCGGCAAUCAAGUAAACAUUAUCGACUUCGGUUUGGCCAAGAAAUAUCGUGAUCCCAAGACCCACUUGCACAUCCCCUACCGUGAGAACAAGAACUUGACUGCUCAUUUCCUUCUAGAACAAGCUCGUCGUGAUGACCUCGAAUCCCUUGCCUAUGUGUUGAUGUACUUCCUCCGUGGUGCCCUGCCAUGGCAAGGUCUCAAGGCGGCCACCAAGAAGCAGAAGUACGACAGAAUCAUGGAGAAGAAGAUGACAACCCCAACCGACCUCUUGUGCCGUGGCUUCCCCAACGAGUUCGGAAUCUUCCUCAACUACUGUCGUGCUUUGCGCUUCGACGACAAGCCCGACUAUUCAUAUCUCCGCAAACUCUUCCGCGAUUUGUUCGUCCGCGAAGGAUUCCAAUACGAUUAUGUGUUCGACUGGAGUGUGCAGCAGCGAAAUGAAGAUGGUAGUGUCAAAGCUCCUCGCGCUACUCGCAAACCAACGGAAGAUGCUGACCCUGUUGCAGAAGCUCCUCGGUGA
Molecule: messenger RNA, 975 nt
Organism: Acaulospora colombiana
Lineage: Eukaryota; Fungi; Glomeromycota; Glomeromycetes; Diversisporales; Acaulosporaceae
Source: the annotation of a GenBank genome assembly